Messenger RNA from Cornus florida, 1216 nucleotides. RefSeq names its product G-type lectin S-receptor-like serine/threonine-protein kinase RLK1. Lineage: Eukaryota; Viridiplantae; Streptophyta; Magnoliopsida; Cornales; Cornaceae. The record is from RefSeq and is a predicted model, not a curated record. The annotation marks the transcript as partial. Gene Ontology annotation, biological process: protein phosphorylation. The transcript has a single exon. Gene Ontology annotation, molecular function: ATP binding; protein kinase activity.
AGUCGUUGUGGGAUCGGUGCUAUUAGGCAGCUCUGUGUUCUUCAACUUUGUAUUAAUUGCUGCAAUUCUUCUGGGCUUUUGCUUCAUAACAAGGGAAAGGACACCAGAAUUCCCCAAGUCGAAAGCGUCGUGGACACUAAUUUGCGUUGUUUCACAUACCAAGAGCUUGAACAAGCUACGAAUGGCUUCAAUGAAGAAGUAGCAAAAAGAGCUUUUAGCGUUGUUUACAAAGGGGAAAUGAAUAGGGGUUCUGGAAAUUUCGUUGCAGUUAAGAAGUUAGAAAGAUUGGUUCAAGGUGAGAAGGAAUUUGAAGCUGAAGUGAAUGUGAUUGGGCAGACACAUCACAAGAAUUUGGUCCAAUUGAUUGGAUUUUGCAAUGAGGGACCAAAUCGAUUACUGGUGUACGAGUAUAUAAGCAAUGGUACGUUAGCGAGCUUCCUUUUCGGAGAUACAAGACCGAGUUGGAACCAGAGAAUCAGAAUUGCCUAUGAGAUUGGAAGAGGACUCUUGUACUUGCACGAAGAGUGUAGCACCCAGAUUAUCCAUUGCGAUAUAAACCCUCAGAACAUACUUAUUGAUGAUUAUUACAGUGCUCGAAUUUCUGACUUCGGAUUGGCAAAGCUUUUGAUGAUUGGUCAGAGCCAAACCCACACUGACAUUAGAGGAACUAGAGGGUACGUUGCACCGGAAUGGUUUAAGAGCAUGCCAAUCAUAGUGAAAGUCGAUGUUUAUAGCUUCGGUGUGUUGUUGCUAGAGAUCAUUUGCUGCCGGAGGAGCAUAGAUAUAGAUACCAGUGAAGUAGAGAAAGCAAUCCUUACUGAUUGGGCUUAUGACUGCUAUCAAGAAGGAACGAUAGACGCGCUGGUUGAAGGAGACGUGGAGGCCAUGAACGAUAGGGCGAAGCUAGAGAGGUUUGUAAUGGUUGCCAUUUGGUGUAUUCAAGAAGACCCGUCUUUAAGACCCACAAUGAGGAAGGUAACUCAGAUGCUUGAAGGAGUUGUUGAAGUUAAUGUUCCCCCAUGUCCCUCCCCAUUUAGUACUACGAUAAUGAUUUAGAGCAGAUUCAGGUCUUUGCUUUGUUUGUCUUAUCAUUCUUUCUUGUGCUGUCGAUGUAAGAUUCUGUUUGUUAUUCUAGUUUUGGGUAUAAAUCUAAGUAUGUCCCUGCAAAUUUUCUGUUACCAAUAUUUUCAGGAAUAAUAAUGUUUGUUAAUUGAUA